Molecule: messenger RNA, 1257 nt
Organism: Purpureocillium lilacinum
Lineage: Eukaryota; Fungi; Ascomycota; Sordariomycetes; Hypocreales; Ophiocordycipitaceae
Product: phosphoglycerate kinase
Biological process (GO): gluconeogenesis; glycolytic process
Cellular component (GO): cytosol
Molecular function (GO): ATP binding; ADP binding; phosphoglycerate kinase activity
Source: RefSeq, a predicted model, not a curated record
AUGUCUCUCUCCAACAAGCUCAACAUUACCGAUGUCGACCUCAAGGGCAAGAGGGUCCUGAUUCGGGUCGACUUCAACGUGCCCCUCGACGAGAACAAAAAGGUCACCAACCCGCAGCGCAUCGUCGGCGCCGUCCCCACCAUCAAGUACGCCCUCGAGCACGGCGCCAAGUCGGUCGUGCUCAUGUCGCACCUGGGCCGCCCCAACGGCGAGGCCAACCCCAAGUACUCGCUCAAGCCCGUCGUCCCCGAGCUCGAGAAGCUGCUCGGCAAGAGCGUCACCUUUGCGCCCGACUGCGUCGGCCCCGAGGUCGAGGCCAUCGUCAACAAGGCUGACGGCGGCGCCGUCGUCCUGCUCGAGAACCUGCGCUUCCACAUCGAGGAGGAGGGCAGCGCCAAGGACAAGGCCGGCAACAAGACCAAGGCCGACAAGGCCAAGGUGGAGGAGUUCCGCAAGGGCCUGACUGCCCUCGGUGACGUCUACAUCAACGAUGCUUUCGGCACCGCCCACCGCGCCCACUCCUCCAUGGUCGGCGUCGACCUCCCCCAAAAGGCCGCCGGCUUCCUCAUGAAGAAGGAGCUCGACUACUUCGCCAAGGCGCUCGAGUCGCCGCAGCGCCCCUUCCUGGCCAUCCUGGGCGGCGCCAAGGUCUCGGACAAGAUCCAGCUCAUCGACAACCUGCUCGACAAGGUCAACACGCUCAUCAUCUGCGGCGGCAUGGCCUUUACCUUCAAGAAGGAGCUCGACGGCAUGGCCAUUGGCAACUCGCUCUUCGACGAGGCCGGCGCCAAGACGGUGCCCGCCCUGAUGAAGAAGGCCAAGGACAAGGGCGUCAAGGUGGUCCUCCCCGUCGACUACAUCACGGCCGACAAGUUCGCCAAGGACGCCAAGACGGGCAAGGCGUCGGACGAGGACGGCAUCCCCGAGGGCUGGAUGGGCCUCGACUGCGGCGACAAGUCGGUCGAGCUGUACAAGGAGGCCAUCGCCGAGGCCAAGACGAUCCUGUGGAACGGCCCCGCCGGCGUCUUCGAGUUCCCCAACUUUGCCCACGGCACAAAGGCCACGCUCGACGCCGUCGUCGACGGCUGCCAGAAGGACGGCAAGAUUGUCAUCAUCGGCGGCGGCGACACCGCCACCGUCGCCGCCAACUACGGCGUCGAGGACAAGCUCAGCCACGUCUCGACGGGCGGCGGCGCCAGCCUCGAGCUGCUCGAGGGCAAGGCCCUGCCCGGCGUGGUCGCCCUGUCGAGUAAGUAA